AUGCCAGCCAACAGCCAGUUGCCCCUUUUCGAGAAUGCUCGCGUCUACCCGGAUCCUAUGACGGCCACGUUCACACAGCAUACUGUGCAAGGGUCCUGGGAGCACUCCCAAGACUGCAAGACGUGCCUCAAACCCCACAGCUGGCGGGCGACCUCCAGCCUCAACUUCCCUGGCAUGACACUAAUCUCGGACACCACGCCCCCACCUGGAUGCCACGGGCCGCUCCUCAUCAUUCCUGACGCAGUGCUCGGCGCAGCUUCCAUGUCUAUGAGCUUGCUGCAGAACUCCUCUCCCGGUCCAGACUGUACCGUGACGGAGCUUGUCAAUAAAAUGCAAGACAUCCGCCGCGGAGCAAACCUUCCCGCGAUCACAGCCGAAGGACAGAGGUGCUGGUUUGAGGAUGAGCGUGCACGGGUAUGGGAGUUUCGGCCGACCCCGCUGGCGAAUCCUGUCACCUCUAGAGCGACAUGCGGCAGCUGUGACGUCGGCCUGCACUUCAUGCGCUCUGUGCCUGGGAGUGUUGCACUCCUUACUCGCACGGAGGGGUUGACUACCGCCAUAUCGCAAGGCGAUCUUCGCUGGGCAGUCUUCAAUCCCUGGGAAGAAAGCAAUCCCCCUUCAACGUUUGUUUCGCGCGGCCUCCUUCAGGGCUUCAUUGCGAACGCAGACAAAGAAUACGUUGCAUCCGCCCAGCAGACCGCGGAUGCAGGCCAGUGCCCAAGGGAAGCCACAAAGUCCCUCAUGCGGAGCCGAAUGACCCAAGGCACCGCCACAGCGGUCGCCAAACUGGGUCCCCCUCCACCAUACGCUUCUUAUGAGUAG
Molecule: messenger RNA, 822 nt
Organism: Dioszegia hungarica
Lineage: Eukaryota; Fungi; Basidiomycota; Tremellomycetes; Tremellales; Bulleribasidiaceae
Exons: 1
Coding region: 1-822 (273 amino acids)
Source: RefSeq, a predicted model, not a curated record